AUGAUACCAACGAAAGCUCAUGUUCUCCGGGAUGGCAGAAUCAUAGAUGUUAAUGUCGAAGAUGUAGUUCUAGGAGACAUAGUAGAAAUAAGUGGAGGAGAUAAAGUUCCCGCCGACCUUCGAAUCAUUAGCGCAAGAGGCCUCAAGUCGAAAAAUGUUGCUAUGUUUUCUACAAGCGUACUUGAAGGAUCAGCUAGAGGGGUUGUCAUACUGACAUCAGAUAAUACGGUUGUUGGGAGAAUCGCAGCUCUUACUGCUCAAGUAUCUUCGGGAUCAACUCCCAUCGCAAGGGAAAUCAAUUAUUUCAUUAAUAUUGUCACAUUUGUGGCUGUUGGCAUUGGUGUCACGUUUUUUGUCCUCGCAUUUGUUUACGGCUACACCCUGAUCCAGGCCCUACUCUACUUCAUGGGAAUUAUAGUUGCAGAAGCUCCCGAAGCAAUUGUUGCUACCGUGACGGUAUCAAUUCAUCAAAAUGGAGAUCGGUUUUUGCUGGUCAUGAAAGGUGCCGCUGAGAAAAUACUGAAAGCCUGUUCGUCCACACUUAUUGGAGGUGAAGAAGCAGCAAAAGACAAAAAGUUUGAAGAGGAUUUUAAAAAGGCUUACGAACAACUUGGUGGAUUUGGAGAGCGUGUGCUUGGCUUUUGCGACCUAGAAUUGGAUCCAGAAAAGUUUCCCAAAACGUUUGUUUUCAAUACCGACACUCCGAAUUUCCCACUAACAAAUUUGAGGUUUCUUGGAUUCAUGGCAAUGAUUGACCCACCACGUCCAGGAGUCCCGCAGGCCGUUCGCCUAUGUCAGUCGGCCGGCAUAACGGUAAUUCUUGAUUCUUCAAUGCGCGAUUGUUUGUAAUA
Messenger RNA from Strongylus vulgaris, 851 nucleotides. Lineage: Eukaryota; Metazoa; Nematoda; Chromadorea; Rhabditida; Strongylidae. The record is from the annotation of a GenBank genome assembly.